AUGCAGCCCGUCAAACGGGGACCGGAGAGGGAGGAGCAGGUUGAGCCCGCGGCGGGCUACUACGAUCCGCGAGUUCCAAACAGAAGAGAAAGAGGAUCUGCGAGCUCUUCGUGGAGAGGGCGAACCCACCUUUCUCCGCAGAAAAAACAGUGGCCGGCGGGCAGCACCUCCUGGGCACAGAGGCUCCCCCCGAACUCGCAAUCAACUCGGAAAAGGAGGAGAGCAGCGGAAAAGCAAGCGGCACAAGUCUGCGUGCGUGCUCUUUCCUCCUUUUUCCUCUCUGGGGCACUGGGAGAGUGA
Messenger RNA from Spirodela intermedia, 300 nucleotides. Lineage: Eukaryota; Viridiplantae; Streptophyta; Magnoliopsida; Alismatales; Araceae. The record is from the annotation of a GenBank genome assembly.